Molecule: messenger RNA, 1417 nt
Organism: Moneuplotes crassus
Lineage: Eukaryota; Ciliophora; Spirotrichea; Euplotida; Euplotidae
Source: the annotation of a GenBank genome assembly
UUUAAAAAGAAAUCAUGGAGACUGACCAGCCUAUGAGUGCUGCCCAGCAACCUGUCAAGAAGAAAAAGAAAAGACCAAUGAUGAAACUUAAGAUUCCAGAACAACAUACUACUCCAGAAGAGAACGUGAUUGGAGUUGGUGAGGAGAAGAAGGUGGCUGACAGUAUUCAGAGUACUGACUCUUACCAACAUGUUGUCAUUGAUAAAGAACAGAUUGAUAUACAAGACGAGAUGAACAAGUAUGCACCCACUGUGCAUGGGAACACCUUCAACCUCAGUAGAGAUUUUGCUGAGCAGUCAGUUCCUAAUACUUCUACCGCUGAUGUAUCAAUGACUUCAAAUUCUUUGUGCAACAGAAUCGCAGAAUCUUCUUUGGGCUCUGGAACAAUGAGCUUUGAAGAUAUCCAAAAAACUGUGAUGCAUAUUGAGAAGAACUAUGGGAAUGAUACAGAAGCCUCAUCGACUAUGGAAGAAGAGAUUGCUUCCGAGAUUGAUGAAAAUAGAUCUUUGUUCGAUAAUUCUGAGAUGUCAAUCGACCUUAGUGACUUAAAAUGAGUUGGAACUUUAGGGCAAGGCGCUUCUGGUCGUGUGGAGAAAUGCUUCCAUAAGCCCACUAAAAAGAGAAUCGCACUUAAAGUAAUUCCAGUAGAUGCAUCUACUGCUGUGAAGAAGCAGCUCCUUCUUGAGCUAAAAACAUUGCAUGAAUGUGAAAGUGAUUAUAUUGUGAAAUCUUAUGGAGCCUUCCUCAAAUCUGGAAAUGUCAACAUUGCACUAGAGUAUAUGGAUGCAGGGUCUCUAACCUCAGUUCUGGAGGUUGUGGAGAAAAUCCCUGAAGACAUUUUAGGGCUUAUGACCAUCCAAAUGCUCAAAGGGCUCCAUUACCUUCAUAAAGAAAAGAAGGUCAUUCACAGAGAUAUUAAACCUUCUAAUAUCUUGUUGAACAAGAAAGGGCAAGUUAAGAUUGCUGACUUUGGUGUAUCUGGAAAGAUUGAAAAGACACUUGAUUGCCUUUCAUCAUGGGUCGGAACAAUGACCCAUAUGUCUCCUGAACGUCUUAGAGGUGAAGCCUACUAUGCAGAUACAGAUAUCUGGAGUUUAGGCUUGAUCUUACUUGAAUGCGCCCUAGGUAAAUUCCCGUUCAGGAUAGACGAUGAGAUUAAUAAUGAAGCUGGCUUCUGGAAAAUUCUUAGUUGAAUCGAAAACAGUGAACCUUGCGAACUUCCAGAUGGGUUCAGUGAAGAGUUCAGAGACUUUAUUAAAAUAUGUCUUGAGAAGAUACCAGGAUCGAGACAAAGUGCAGCUGAGUUACUAGAGCAUAAAUUCUGCGAGAAAUAUGAUGGAAUGGACAACAGUUUAUUCAAAAGAUGGAUCAAGACUACCUGCUAAUUUUAUCUUUGAUGCAUUACUUACCCAUAAAU